AUGUCUUCCUCGACUGAAAAGCUCAAGUCGAUCAAGAAUAAGCAGAAGCGACAACAGUUGUUUGCAAAACUCAAAGAUGAACAGAAUAAAAAGAAACACAAGAUAAGAGCAGCCAGAGCGAGGGAGGAGCUACAGAAUCCAGAGCUGAAGGCCAAACGGCUGGCUGAGAAUGUGCCGAAUACUAUCGAAAACAUGAGAGUCUACGAUGAGACUGUUAACACCGAGUUAGAGGGCGAAGACGACUUCGCCGAGUACUUCACAAACAGGGAUAAAGAACCUAAGAUCUUGAUGACCACUAGUCCGCACGCAAAGAAAGCAGCAUACAAAUUUGCAUCUACGUUAAUGGAGAUAAUUCCAAACUCAUCUUUUGUCAAAAGAAAGAGGGAGUAUUCUAUGAAAGACAUGAGCGAGUAUUGUUCCAACAGAGAUUUCACCCAUCUUAUCGUCAUCAAUGAGGAUAAAAAAGUGGUGAAUGGUAUAACCUUCAUUCAUCUGCCUCAAGGUCCAACAUUCUAUUUUUCGAUCUCGUCUCUCAGAGACAGAAAGCAAAUUGCUGGUCAUGGAAACUCCACAGAGCAUAUCCCUGAACUCAUUUUGAAUAAUUUCACAACGCGAUUGGGCCAGACGGUGGGCCGGCUCUUCCAGUCGCUGCUUCCGCACAAGCCAGAGAUUCAAGGACGUCAAGUGAUCACGCUGCACAACCAAAGAGAUUAUAUUUUCUUCAGAAUGCAUAGAUACGUGUUCAGGAACGAGGAGAAGGUGGGGUUGCAGGAACUUGGACCCCAGUUCACCAUGAAGCUUCGCAGAGUCCAACGUGGAAUUAAGGAGGAGAUUGACUGGGAGCAUCGUCCAGACAUGGACAAGGAGAAGAAGAAAUUCUAUCUUUGA
This is a messenger RNA of Ogataea angusta, 888 nucleotides long. RefSeq lists its product as uncharacterized. Gene Ontology annotation, cellular component: preribosome, large subunit precursor; nucleolus. Gene Ontology annotation, biological process: maturation of 5.8S rRNA; maturation of LSU-rRNA. The record is from RefSeq and is a predicted model, not a curated record. Lineage: Eukaryota; Fungi; Ascomycota; Pichiomycetes; Pichiales; Pichiaceae. The transcript has a single exon. Gene Ontology annotation, molecular function: rRNA primary transcript binding. Bases 1 to 888 code for a protein of 295 amino acids.